GGUGCCUCACAAAAUAUUCCCCGGCUGAGGCUGAUUCCCAAAGAUGCCGUGACGAGAACUUUCAAUCAGAAGGAAAAGCUGAUCUCCAUGUUCCAUGAAGCUGGGUCCCCUCAGCUGAUUGUCGGAGGGCGAGGAACAGUCUGGAUUCUGACAUUUGUGGAGUCCGAGAUCACGCCCACUGAGGUGCCAGUCCACGUCGAAGAGAAGGCCAAGAAGGAUUGUGAGAGAGCAGAGAAGGGCAACUGCGACAACUUCAUCCAGAUGAUCGAAAGGAUAGAGAAUAAAAUCCUGGUCUGUGGCACGAACGCGGGUGCUCCCAAAUGCUGGAUUUUGGUCAACACGACACUGCAGAGAAGCAGCCAGGGUCAAAUUUUCACCAUUCUGGGGGAGAACGUGAUCUCAUCCUCACCCUUGCAAAGCGCCGUCACUAUCGCCAUCGAGGACAACCUGUAUUCUGCCUUAUCUGGGAAUAAAAGUUCCUUCCAGAGGAGUUACGGACGGAAAAAGGGGAUCAAGACGAGGGACAGUUGGCUCAGCAAUGCCGAGUUCGAAGGAGCAGCCCUCUUCCCACACAGGGAUCGAAGGAAAGACGAAAUUUUCUUCUUCUACAAUGAGGUCAACCGGUCAGCCGGCCUGGAUGAGGAGCUCUACAAAAUUUGGAUUGGACGCGUGUGCAAGGUGGAUCAGGGAGAGAAACCAGCCUCGGGUGAUUUCUGGAGCACCUUCCUCAAAGCGAGGCUGGUGUGUGGAAGCCCCCAUGAGCCCCUGCUUUUCCACCACCUGGAGGACACCUUCGUUGUCAGAGAGGAGGGCCAGACCGAAACAACGUUGUAUGGGGUCUUCUCCAGCCCAUGGGGCACGUCCGCAGUUUGUGCCUACUCGAUGAACCGAAUCAGCUCCUAUUUCGAAACUUCCAAAUUCAAGGGGGCUUCAGGCCCCGUCCCUUAUCCCAGACCUGGCAAUUGUGUUCCACCAGAUUCGAGCGCUUCCUUGGCCAAAAUGCUGUCCUUCAUUAAAGACCACCCAGAGUUAGAAGCUGUGAUCUAUCCAGAUGAGGAGCAACCUCUGUAUGUCCUCCAGAUGAACGACACGUACACUCAGGUGGUGGUGGACAAGGCCCGGGAUGCCAACAACGUAUCCCGUGAUGUUCUCUUUCUUGGAACUGCCAAAGGGAAGAUCCAUAAAGUCCUCCGAAGCAAAGAACAGACGGUGAUCAUCGCUGAGUUAAGCCCCUUCAAGAAGGAAGCCCCUGUCACCCAGAUGAUCCUGGAUGCCACAACGGGCUACCUCUACAUGAGCACCGAGUUCGAAGUCACGCGUCUACCGUUGCAAGACUGCAGCCAAUACCACGGCAAUUGCUGGAACUGCAUUUUGGCUCGGGACCCUUACUGUGGGUGGGAUGCAGCUGCCAAGACUUGUUCCACCGUCUCCCAGAAAAACCACACUAACAGGUUGAUUCAGAGCCUGGAUUCCUCCAGCACCACUCAGGCGUGCAAAGCAGCGGAAGAGAAAUUAGCUCAGGACGCCAUCAAGAAAGUCAGCGUCGAUCGCACGGCUUACGUCUACCUCCCCUGCCCGCUGAGGUCCCGCCACGCCAGCUACAGCUGGGUCAAGGACAACAAGGUUUACCCCUGUGCCAUGGAGGACCAAUCCUGCACGCUUCGCUUCGGGCAGCAAACGCCGAUGGACGAAGGCCUCUUCAAGUGCACGGCUAGGGAAAAAGGCUACAAGGAGGAAAUUGCGGGGUUUGAGGUCGCGCUAAGUAGCGGGGGGAUCCCGGAGCUGGCGCUGAUGCUUUCGGGAGCCGCGUUCCUUGCCAUAACCAUCCUUUUGCUAUAGGCCACCAGGUCCUUAAGCUAGGAGUGGAUCUCAUCACACUGCCAAAACAAAUCUUUUUUUUUUCCAUCGCUGUUCUUUUUUACAAAAUAAUAAUAAAACAGGAGAAUUGGCUCUCGGCCGCACCGAGGACGCCAAAUUCCAGGGGAGACAGAUGUGAGUCUCCGUCUGGAAGCUUCGCAUGUGCGUUUUUCUUCCCCCCCACCCCACCCCAGGUCACCAGUCUGUCCAACCGUAGAGACGAGGUUUGGUGGUGGUGAUAGGAGAGCCAGAAAAAUAAAUCUUGCUGUUGUUUUCUUUCCUGGGGAGAUUAAGCGAUGGAUGAGUUGUUUUUUUUCCUCAUCUGAAAAUGCAAUUUAAGGAAGUCCCUCGUCAUUAAGGUCUCAUUUUGACUUCCUGGUGACCUUCACCGACUCAGUUUCUUUCCAGCUUUGAAGGGCAAAAUAUGUCUGGGUUUUGCAAGAAAUAUAUCCUGGGCAUGAGGUUUUAAAGCCUGUCAUUUUAAUCCUUCCUGUUGCAUGUGCACUGCGCAACUACAAUUCUUUUUUUUUAAUUGCCGCAAAGCUCUGAGCCAGGGACGCCUUUCCA
Messenger RNA from Thamnophis elegans (Western terrestrial garter snake), 2424 nucleotides. Its product is annotated as semaphorin-7A-like. The annotation marks the transcript as partial. Gene Ontology annotation, molecular function: chemorepellent activity; semaphorin receptor binding. The record is from RefSeq and is a predicted model, not a curated record. NCBI's taxonomy places the organism in Eukaryota, Metazoa, Chordata, Lepidosauria, Squamata, Natricidae. The transcript has 14 exons. Gene Ontology annotation, biological process: semaphorin-plexin signaling pathway; axon guidance; positive regulation of cell migration.